Molecule: messenger RNA, 1830 nt
Organism: Cucurbita maxima (winter squash)
Lineage: Eukaryota; Viridiplantae; Streptophyta; Magnoliopsida; Cucurbitales; Cucurbitaceae
Product: probable serine/threonine-protein kinase At1g54610
Exons: 4
Coding region: 332-1558 (408 amino acids)
Biological process (GO): positive regulation of transcription elongation by RNA polymerase II; protein phosphorylation
Cellular component (GO): nucleus; cyclin-dependent protein kinase holoenzyme complex
Molecular function (GO): RNA polymerase II CTD heptapeptide repeat kinase activity; ATP binding; cyclin-dependent protein serine/threonine kinase activity
Source: RefSeq, a predicted model, not a curated record
GGAGGUGUUUAUGUAUGUAUGUAUGUAUGUAUGUCUGUAUGUACUGAAAAGGUGUGUUUAUGAAGCUGUGAUUUGUUUUAAAAGAAUUUGACUGUGCCUCCAUUUGUGGCCGACUCCAAAUCAUUGCUUUCCAUUACUUUUGUCUCUCCAAAAUCUUUCUCCUUAUAUUAAUUCACUUUCAUACUUCCGUUUUCUCCCACAUUCCCCAUUUCCAUCGCAAAUUUAUCAUUAGGGUUUCUGUUUUCCCUUAAUUUCGGUGUCUUCUGAUUCCAAAUUGCUGGAAUGUGAUGGGGGGAUGAUUCAAUGAGUUUUCCGAUUCCGUUUGUUCUUAAUGGGCUGCGUUUUUGGGCGAGAGGUUUCUGCGAAGCCCGUUCAGAGACCGGAGGAGAGACCCAACGCCGAUGAGGCAAUCAGGGCUUCUGCGAAGGCGGAGGUUCGUGAGAUUCGAGCUGAUGCUUCCGCUAAUGUCCGCAAUGGCGGAAGUAGGAACGAGGUUGACGAUGAUAGAGGUUCGAGGCCGAGGCGGCGAUCGUCGAGGCCGAAUCCGAGAUUGAGUAAUCCGCCGAAGCAUGGGGAGCAAGUCGCCGCUGGUUGGCCGUCUUGGCUCUCCGCCGUCGCCGGCGAAGCUAUCAAUGGGUGGAUUCCUCGCCGUGCUGACAGUUUCGAGAAGCUUGAUAAAAUUGGGCAAGGGACGUAUAGUAAUGUGUACAAAGCCAGGGACUCAUUGACAGGGAAGAUUGUGGCUCUGAAGAAGGUUCGUUUCGACAAUUUGGAGCCCGAGAGCGUCAAGUUUAUGGCCCGGGAAAUUCUCAUUCUGCGGCGUUUGGAUCAUCCAAAUGUCGUUAAACUCGAAGGUUUGGUGACGUCCCGGAUGUCGUGUAGUUUGUAUCUUGUAUUUGAAUACAUGGAGCACGAUCUGGCUGGACUUGCUGCAAGCCCUGGGAUCAAGUUUACGGAAUCGCAGGUUAAAUGUUACAUGAACCAAUUGUUAUCAGGGCUUGAACAUUGUCACAACCGUCACGUGCUGCAUCGUGAUAUAAAGGGAUCAAAUCUUCUGAUCGAUAACGAUGGGAUCCUGAGGAUAGCUGAUUUCGGAUUGGCGUCUGUCUUUGAUCCUAACCACAAGCAUCCAAUGACAAGUAGGGUGGUUACGCUAUGGUAUCGACCUCCUGAACUUCUUCUUGGAGCUACUGAUUAUGGUGUCGGUGUAGACCUCUGGAGCGCUGGCUGCAUUUUAGCCGAGCUGUUAGCUGGAAAGCCUAUCAUGCCCGGUCGCACCGAGGUUGAGCAGCUGCAUAAGAUAUUCAAGUUAUGUGGCUCUCCUACAGAAGAAUACUGGAAAAAGUCGAGGUUGCCUCAUGCAACAAUAUUCAAGCCUCAACAUUCAUACAAGAGAUGCAUAUCGGAGACAUUUAAAGACUUCCCGCCGUCAUCCCUGCCACUAAUCGAGACGCUUCUCGCCAUCGACCCCGCUGAACGCCUAACUGCCACUGCUGCUUUACAUAGUGAAGUGAGUUUAUACAAUAUGCUGUUGCAUACACAUUGUAUCGUUUUUUAAACUAUCCGACGAGCUGUCUACUGAAUCUCUGCAUCGUAGGUAUUAAAUAACGAUAUGAUCGAUUCUUAGAAACUUAGAACAGUUCGGAAAAUACGUAAAGUAGGUCUCUCUUCAUCAUAGGAAUCAUCUUGCUCCAUGGCCAGUUGUUUUCACCCAUUAGAUCUACGGUGCAUGCCACGGAGUAUUGUUUUUUACCCUAUCAUUCAUCGACACGUAUUUACUCCUCCCGAGAAGGAGAAGAGAAAGCACGUGUCGUUUUAGUAACCUCGGAA